Clupea harengus (Atlantic herring) is the source of this 1490-nucleotide messenger RNA. RefSeq names its product dehydrogenase/reductase 12-like a (gene dhrs12la). NCBI's taxonomy places the organism in Eukaryota, Metazoa, Chordata, Actinopteri, Clupeiformes, Clupeidae. The coding region runs from base 51 to 1016 and encodes 321 amino acids. The record is from RefSeq and is a predicted model, not a curated record. The transcript is spliced from 11 exons.
GCAGAGAGGGAAGGCUGUGUGGCGUGUGUGUGAAGUGUCUGUAGGCUACCAUGUCUCUGUACCGCAACUCUGCGUGGUUUCUCUCCGGACUCACCCAGUUCACCAGAAAUGCCUUUGUGUCAGCUUCUAAGAGUUUUGUGGAGAAGGAUCUGGAGGCUUCUGUGGCCGGCCGGACGUUCAUGAUCACAGGAGCCAACAGUGGCAUCGGAAAAGCCACGGCCAUGGCCAUCGCCAAGAAAGGUGGUACGAUCCAUAUGGUGUGUCGGAACAAGGAUAAAGCUGAGGAGGCCCGUGCUGAGAUCGUCAAGGAGACGGGAAACAAGGAAAUCUAUGUCCACAUCCUUGAUCUCUCUGAGACCAGGAAGGUUUGGGAGUUUGCUGAGAACUUCAAGAAGAAAUACAAGACCCUCAAUGUGCUGAUCAAUAAUGCCGGCAGUAUGUUGACUAAAAGGGAGGUGAAUGCUGAGGGUUUGGAGAAGAGCUUCGCCAGCAAUUCACUAGCUAUCUACAUCCUCACCAAGAGUCUCAUUCCUCUGCUGGAGAAGAGCACUGACCCCAGAGUGGUGACGGUGUCAUCAGGUGGGAUGCUGGUGCAGAAGCUUCGCACAGGAAACCUGCAGUCUGAGCUGGGAGGUUAUGAUGGAACUAUGGUGUACGCACAGAACAAGAGACAGCAGAUGGUGAUGACGGAGCAGUGGGCUACAGCUCACCCCAGCAUCCACUUCUCAGCCAUGCAUCCUGGAUGGGUGGACACCCCCACCGUGGCCACCCUGAUGCCAGACUUCCACCGCUCCAUGAGGGAGCGCCUGCGCACGCCUGAGCAGGGGGCCGACACCGCCGUCUGGCUCGCCCUCUCCGAGGUCACCGCCGCCGCCAGGCCCAGCGGAAGGUUCUUCCAGGACAGGAGGAUGGUCUCUGCUCAUCUCCCCCUGGCGUGGACACGCAGCUCAUCCCUGGAGGAUCAGAAGUUCAUGAGUGUGAUGGAGGAUCUGGCCAAGAACUUCCAGCCUCACUGAGAGACACACACACACACACACACAUUCCCAACAGCAAUUCGUCAGACCAUAACAAGCAAAUUCUGGUUUAAGAAACAAGCUAAAAUAACAAAACUCACUCAUACAAACUCACUUACACACACACACACACCUACACACACACACACACACACACAGCAUUAACAUGUGACAGUAAAGCUGUACAGUACGCUCUGAACCGUGUGUGUGUGUGUGUGUGUGUGUGUGUGUGUCUUCUCUCUAACUGUGUCAGUCUGCUUAGGAAGCCUAGACUUGUGAGAGCCUCUGACAUUAACUUUGAUAAACCAUGUUUAAAGGUUCCUGUGUUUGAAGGUUCCUGUGUUUGAAGGUUCCUGUGUUUAAAGGUUCCUGUGUUUGAAGGUUCCUGUGUUUAAAGGUUCCUGUGUUUAAAGGUUCCGUAUGUGAAGGGUUGAAAAUGUUGAACCUGAGAUUAAACUUGAUGGUAUGUUCAAAGGU